GGGGGUGUGGCAGGACUCCUCCCUUCCCGCUGGCUCUGAUUGGCUGCUCCGCGGUGACGUGGGACAUUUAGCUGUCUAGCGCUAUUAGAGCAGGUGAUUGGGGAACUGGGAGCAGAGAGUGACGGGCAGGAGCCAUGGCGAGUAACAGGGGGCAGCUGAACCAUGAACUCUCCAAGCUGUUUAAUGAGCUGUGGGACGCAGAUCAGAACCGGAUGAAGUCCGGGAAGGAUUAUCGGAUCUCCUUGCAGGGUAAAGCAGGGUACGUACCCGCCGGUUCCAACCAGGCCAAGGACAGCGCCUCGUUCCCGCUCUUCCAGUUCGUCGAUGAGGAGAAGCUGAAGAGCAGGAAGACGUUUGCAACCUUCAUUUCCCUGCUGGACAAUUAUGAGAUGGACACGGGGGUGGCCGAGGUUGUGACUCCGGAGGAAAUCGCUGAAAACAACAACUUCCUGGACGCCAUUCUGGAAACCAAAGUGAUGAAGAUGGCACAUGACUACCUGGUGAGGAAGAACCAAGCCAAACCCACCCGGAAUGACUUCAAGGUCCAACUGUACAACAUCUGGUUCCAGCUGUACUCACGGGCCCCAGGGAGCAGACCCGAUUCGUGCGGCUUUGAGCACGUGUUUGUGGGAGAAUCGAAGCGAGGGCAGGAGAUGAUGGGGCUUCACAACUGGGUCCAGUUUUACCUUCAGGAGAAGAGGAAGAACAUCGACUAUAAAGGAUACGUGGCUCGGCAGAACAAGAGUCGGCCGGAUGAAGAUGAUCAGGUGUUGAACCUGCAGUUCAGUUGGAAGGAGAUGGUGAAACCCGUCGGCAGCAGCUUCAUUGGCGUCAGCCCGGAAUUCGAAUUCGCCCUUUACACCAUCGUCUUCCUCGCGUCUCAGGAGAAGAUGAGCCGAGAAGUCGUUCGGCUGGAAGAAUACGAACUGCAGAUCGUCGUCAAUCGCCACGGCCGUUAUAUAGGGACCGCCUACCCCGUCCUCCUGAGCACCAAUAACCCGGAUCUGUACUGAGGGGGCGGGGCUAGAGAUCACAGCCGGUUCCCACGGUUUGGGUGCAUUUACUAACAAAACUGCACAUUUGCACCAAUGCAACAACAAUGCAACCAGAUGAUGGGGACAGGUUCAUAUCCCUCUGCUUUCCCUAGUGUGUGUGUGGGGCAGAUAUUUUUGGAAAGCGGAGGGACUUCAAAUCCCAGAAUCCAAGCUGGCCUCUCACAUUAACCCUAUAACUGCCACUCACUGCACCAGACCCAUUAUUUAACCCCACAAGGGACAUCAAGCCAGUGCCUUGUUAUGAGAGAGCGCAGCCGGGGCUUCUCUACUGUGAAACUUCUGUAUUGUAUAGAGUUUACUUGGUUUCUUCCUCCAGACAAUUUCACUUUUUUUUUUGGUUUGCCUUUAACCAUUAAAAGUCCAUGACAUUUCUGUGUCCGAUGAGAAUCA
This is a messenger RNA of Xenopus laevis (African clawed frog), 1445 nucleotides long. RefSeq names its product endonuclease, poly(U) specific like L homeolog (gene endoul.L). The record is from RefSeq and is a predicted model, not a curated record. Gene Ontology annotation, molecular function: metal ion binding; RNA endonuclease activity; RNA binding. Gene Ontology annotation, cellular component: nucleus. The coding region runs from base 135 to 1013 and encodes 292 amino acids. The transcript is spliced from 7 exons. NCBI's taxonomy places the organism in Eukaryota, Metazoa, Chordata, Amphibia, Anura, Pipidae.